This is a messenger RNA of Rhopalosiphum maidis (corn leaf aphid), 1284 nucleotides long. RefSeq lists its product as uncharacterized. The record is from RefSeq and is a predicted model, not a curated record. The transcript is spliced from 5 exons. Bases 442 to 969 code for a protein of 175 amino acids. Lineage: Eukaryota; Metazoa; Arthropoda; Insecta; Hemiptera; Aphididae.
UGCAGAUUACAAUAGGUGGGUGCUAUAUAUAUAUAUAUAUAUAUAUAUAUAUUAUUGUCCGUAUACGACAAUACGUAUAUACAACAGCGAAUACUGGAACUGGAUACGUUUAGACCUAUUCAAUGUUUGCGCAUCGCGUCCGUCACUCCACUACUUCAGCGGCAGUGAUUGCUGAUCAGUGAAUCCGUCAGUCUGCACUCUGCUCAAAUGAUCGUCGUCCCAACAACGCGAUCUUGAAGUCCAAUAUUAUAAUUAUUUUUAUUAUACUCUCAAUCGUAAUUAUUUUUUAUCGUUUUUUAACGAGACAUGAACGUUUUUUUAUACUGUUCUUUUAUGUCCAAUAAUCAAUAACCGUCAUUAACCAUCUCGGUCGACCGGAUCAAUUAUCGUAUUAUACAAUAUUAGCGUCGACCUUUGCACUAGCCGUCUAACGUCUUCAUUAUGAGUGCCGUUAAAAGGAUUGUGUCGGUCGCGUAUCUUCUGAUAGUAUUGGUCACAUUGGUUCAGUGUGAAAACUGUACGGUGAAGAAGACUUCUAAUGGAACUUUUACGAGAGAACGGCUGAUGACUUGCCCUUCGUCCGAAUCGGCGAAAGAUGCGAAAUUCUGUUGCUACGACAAGUACGACAGUGUCGAUUGCUGCAACGGUGCUGACCAUUUACGUCACAUAAUUCUAAAAUAUAUGCCAGAUCUGUUAACGCUUCUGAUCAUAAUUGUUGGCCUGAUAUUGACAUGUUGUAUUUUUUGUAUCUGUAUUCCAUGUUAUUGCAUCAUGAGUCGUCGUCGCCCGAUUUACAAAGAUUCAAAUGAUAAUGCAAAUAUGGUUGCUGCCGUUUCUUUGCCCAAUGAAUCUCAAGAACAAAAUAUACCAAAAAAAGAAGUUACUCAUCAUUUACCACCAGGAGCUUAUCCUGUUUAUCCACAAUUUAUGGGAAUGCAACCAUUAAAAUCGACUGAAGUAAAUUGUUAAUUCACACAUCACAAUAACAAUAGCUGUUCUUAUAAAAAGCCAAAGCAUGUUAUUAUUAAUAUUAUUAUAUUUAUUUGUGCCAUCAACUGAGUAACGAAGGUUUGUGAACGACUAAAUUUUUUUUCUUUUAUCCUUAUCUUUAAAUUUUUGACUUUUAUAGUCUGGCUAUCAAAAGAAUAUUAUUAUCUUAAAUAUUAAGUUACCUAGUUUUGAACUGAUUAUGGUUAGAAUUAAUUUUCAUAUAUAUACAUAAAAAAAUAAGACUUCGUGUGUUCGCCUUAAAAUAAUAUACCAGCACAAUAUUUUGUAUAUAUA